Diachasmimorpha longicaudata is the source of this 1316-nucleotide messenger RNA. RefSeq names its product CDC42 small effector protein homolog (gene Spec2). Gene Ontology annotation, cellular component: plasma membrane. The record is from RefSeq and is a predicted model, not a curated record. NCBI's taxonomy places the organism in Eukaryota, Metazoa, Arthropoda, Insecta, Hymenoptera, Braconidae. The transcript has 3 exons. Gene Ontology annotation, biological process: regulation of Rho protein signal transduction. Gene Ontology annotation, molecular function: small GTPase binding. The coding region runs from base 1 to 306 and encodes 101 amino acids.
AUGACAAGCAACGGUGAAGUCUGGGUGCAAUGGUUCACGUGUUGCUUAACUCAACAAGGUCCAGGAGGGAGUAACAAACGCCAGAGGCCCCAGCACAGAUUGAGGAUAGACCGAAGUAUGAUUGGAGCACCCACAAAUUUUCGACACACGAGUCACAUUGGCAGUGGUGAUCUCGACAUGUCAAGAGCCCAUUUAAAUGCCAUUCAAACACAGAUGCAGGGAAAGGGCGGCUACGAGGCGUCCUUUGGUGUUAAGAGGUCCUACAGUUCAAAAAAUGACACACAUCGAGGAAACACUUCGUCAUGAAUGACUUUUGAGGCUUGCUGAGACACAGUUGCCCCGAGGGUACUCGAGACGGACUUGUGAGGCCUUCGGACGAUGGCGGAUCUACUAUGCAACCCUCAUUUUGUAAAUAAUAACGUAACGAGAAAAUUUCAAAGGCUUCCCAUGCAUGCGAGAGAGAGACUGCUUUCAACAAUCAACAAUAAAAGAGAUCGUAUUGACGAUCGUUUUGACGCUGCCAAGAGGAACGAAAAACGUGGGUGAUCAUAAGCCUUUUUAUAACCUCAAUGAGCCGAGUUAUGAUAAUUAUCGAGGAUUAACGCACAAUUGUAUUAAUCGGCUCUCUACGUAUCCCUCUAUUGUGAUAAAAUGCGUUUUUCACCUCUAAUCCGUGCUCAAGUGUUCUUAAAAAUUUUCACCGCUGCAUUUACCUUUAAACAAUUGUACAAUAAUUUUGACAAUUUUUUUAACUGUCAAUACUUGGUGAUUAAUUUUUUUGAAGAUAUUUGAGUCUCAGCUUGUAAGUAAACCAUUUAUUUAUUUAAGUCUGUCUCUCAUGUAUAUUAGUCAGAGUGUUAAGAAUUUAUCGAUUAAGCGUCUUAUUACUUAAGCAUGUGUAAAGUUAACAUACUUUGGAAUGAAGAAUUUAAAUAAGUCGAUUGAUUAUUCCAGUCUUUGGAGAUUUUUUUACACAUUGUACUACUCUCAAUGAUCAUGUCCUAAAUAAUUCAACACUGGGAAUCAGUCGUUUUUGAUUAUGAGAACAAUGACGAUUGUGUAGAUUAGUCAACAGUGCAAUAGUGGAAGACUAUGACAAUUAUUCCACUGAGACAAUUAAAAUGAUUAUCCCACUGAUGUCAAAGUGAUUCAUGAAAAUUUAAGGGAUUGUUCACACUCGCAACCAUACUUUAUCCGAUAACUUUUUUUACCCAUGGAGUAUUAAUGGGCGAUUUCAAACUUAGAAGUUAAAGACAUGACUGUAACUUGUAUUUGAAAUAAAACAGGUCCGGUGGUGACAAAUGUAAAGCAAAUAA